Cylicostephanus goldi is the source of this 744-nucleotide messenger RNA. NCBI's taxonomy places the organism in Eukaryota, Metazoa, Nematoda, Chromadorea, Rhabditida, Strongylidae. The record is from the annotation of a GenBank genome assembly.
AUGCUCGGACGGGUGCUACCGUCCGUCCCUUUCUCCUUUAUUCGCUUUGCUGCGAAUUUAGCUACAGCUGCUGGUGAAGUCUCGACUGGCUCGGCUGAUGUGGAUCUUGCAAUUUGCUCAAGAAGAUUGUCUAAAGUGCCGAAGAGCCCUUUUGUGGAAACUCCUCAGGCGUGGGUGUCUACUUUUGAUGCUAUUGAAGAAAGAAGAUUAGGAAUUAUCGACCUACAUCCAGAUAUAUUUCGAGUGCCGCCAAGGCUGGAUAUCUUGCAUAGAAACCUGACGUGGCAGACAGUAUAUAGGAACGUUCAGUUGACAAAACAGCUGACUCGAGCAGAGAUGCCGGGAGGAGGUACAAGCUCGUGGUUUUGGGUCCUUUAUGCUCUUUUAUCUGCUCUUUUAGGGCGGAAACCAUGGCCACAGAAGAAAACUGGACGUGCUCAUGUAGGAUCCAUACGUUCUCCACAAUUUAUUCAUGGGGGUUUCGCUAACGGUGUUCGUGGACCGCGUACAUGGUUUUACAUAUUGCCUGAUGCUAUUAGGUUGAAAGGCUUGUGUGUGGCGCUGACUGUGAAACAUGCACAGGAUUGCCUUCAAAUAGUUAACAGAUUAGAUCAGCUGCCAUCAGAUGCUGACGCACAAUUUAUGCAUGACUUAGCCGAUCAUCGCAACUGGGGCUAUUCCGUGCUUUUUGUCAGUGAGAAUGAUGAGGUUGGUUUUGUCACAGCUUCGCAUUUUUUAGUAUGA